ACGUCUGAAAGAUUUUAUUUCAUUAGACAAAAAUUAUAAAUUUAUUCGAACAUUAAAAAACAAUUUUGAUUUGAACAAAAUGUCUCAGUUCAAUUUCUUUAACGAAAUUAAUAGUGCACUUACCAUGGAUGGGGAGAUCACUCGUGGACCUGCUCCUCGGUGGCAAAAGAAAUUGGAAGCAUCCACCGCUAGUUUAAAUGGCAGCAUAAAUGCUACACGUUCCGUACUUUCGGUCUCAUAUAACACCAGUUUUUCAGGUGUUAAUCCACCCACAAAAACACCGGGCAAAAAUGCUGAGGGCAAAACAAAGAAGACACCAACACCAAACAAAGGUUCUAAGACGCCAGGCGGAGGUGACAGAUUUAUACCCAAUCGUGGAACUACAAAUUUCGAAUUAGGUCAUUAUUUAAUAAAACAAGAACAGGACAAAUCGGAAAAUGACGAAGAGAAUGAAAGCAAUUCUAAUAAUGCCAACAAAAUGACGCCAGCUAAGGCUGAAAGGCAAAAAUUAAUAUCAGAUUCUAUGCAAGUAGUUGAUGGUAAAACUACACGAAUUCUAUCGUAUCAAAAUAAGGCACCAGCGGCCCCAGAGUCUCAUAUUAAUCCCUUGAAGGUAGUUUAUUCCAUUAAAACUCCGAUAUCGACUAAAAGUGGUUCACGUUAUAUACCCACUACAUCCGACCGCAUUUUGGAUGCUCCGGACAUUAUUAAUGAUUAUUAUCUAAACCUGUUGGAUUGGAGAGCGGACAACAUAGUAACAGUAGCUUUGGGAAAUGCGGUUUAUCUUUGGAAUGCUGUUACCGGUAAUAUUGAACAAUUAGUGGAAUAUGAGGAGGGAGAUCACGCUUGUGCUUUAGCCUGGAUUCAAGAGGGACAAAUUUUAGCCAUUGGUAAUAAUACUGGAGCUGUGGAACUAUGGGACUGUUCUAAAAUAAAACGCCUACGUGUUAUGGAUGGCCACUCGGCACGUGUGGGCUCUUUAGCUUGGAAUUCAUUUUUGGUGUCAUCUGGAAGUCGUGAUGGCACUAUUAUACAUCACGAUGUCAGGGCCCGGGAACAUAAAGUAGCUAAUCUGGCUGGACAUACCCAGGAAGUAUGCGGUCUUAAGUGGUCUACUUCUUCUAAAAGAAGAAAUUUGCUAAUUUGAAUUAUAUAAAUUAAUAAAAAUUUAACCAUUG
Molecule: messenger RNA, 1178 nt
Organism: Calliphora vicina (urban bluebottle blowfly)
Lineage: Eukaryota; Metazoa; Arthropoda; Insecta; Diptera; Calliphoridae
Product: cell division cycle protein 20 homolog
Exons: 3
Coding region: 80-1147 (355 amino acids)
Biological process (GO): anaphase-promoting complex-dependent catabolic process; positive regulation of anaphase-promoting complex-dependent catabolic process; positive regulation of ubiquitin protein ligase activity
Cellular component (GO): anaphase-promoting complex
Molecular function (GO): protein binding; ubiquitin ligase activator activity; anaphase-promoting complex binding
Source: RefSeq, a predicted model, not a curated record